Molecule: messenger RNA, 2817 nt
Organism: Spea bombifrons (plains spadefoot toad)
Lineage: Eukaryota; Metazoa; Chordata; Amphibia; Anura; Pelobatidae
Gene: DNAJC16
Product: DnaJ heat shock protein family (Hsp40) member C16
Exons: 15
Coding region: 194-2524 (776 amino acids)
Source: RefSeq, a predicted model, not a curated record
GUCGGUAGGCGGGGCUUUCUGCCCAUCUUCCGGUUCCGUAGAUGAGGUCAAAGGCAGGCCGGAGAGAGAAAACCGGAAUGGAGUGAAAGGUGCGGAGAGUCCGGUGAACCGACACGGAGACAGGGGCCGGGAGAUCAGCGGAGGCUGAGCUCAGACACUGCGCGGGAAGCGAAAGAGACAGAUCGAUUGAGGGAUGGGCCACAGGAAAUUACUCCUCCUCUGGCGCUUUAUGCUCCUCCUCACCCUGGCUCUGAAGAUUUUGUCGGCCGCCGACUUUGACCCGUACCGGAUCCUUGGCGUCAGCCGGACGGCGAGCCAAGCGGACAUUAAGAAGGCGUACAAGAAGCUGGCCAGAGAAUGGCAUCCUGACAAGAACAAAAACCCCGGUGCAGAGGACAAGUUCAUCCAAGUCAGCAAAGCCUACGAGAUUCUCUCCAGCGAAGAGAAAAGAACCAACUUUGACCGAUACGGCGACGCGGGCGACAACCAGGGCUACGCUCACCAGCAGCAGCACCACCACUUCCGACACUUCCACGACAGCUUCUACUUCGACGAGUCCUUCUUCCACUUCCCCUUCAACUCUGAGCGCCGAGACUCCUCCGACGAAAAGUACCUCUUGCAGUUCUCGCACUACAUCAAUGAGGUGGUCCCUGACAGCUUCCGCAAGCCCUACCUCAUCAAGAUCACCUCGGACUGGUGCUUCAGCUGCAUUCACAUUGAGCCCGUGUGGAAGGAGGUGGUCCAGGAGCUGGAGGGGCUUGGGGUUGGAAUCGGGGUGGUUCACGCGGGAUACGAGAGACGUCUCGCCCACCAUCUCGGGGCGCACAGCACGCCGUCCAUCCUAGGCGUCAUUAACGGCAAGAUCUCGUUUUUUCACAACGCCGUGCUUCGGGAGAACCUCCGGCACUUCGUGGAGAGUCUGCUUCCAGGAAACCUGGUGGACAAGAUAACGGAUAAAAAUUAUGUCAGAUUCUUAUCCAGCUGGCAACAAGAGAACAAGCCUCACGUCCUCCUGUUUGACCAGAUGCCCCCUGUGCCGCUCAUCUACAAGUUAACUGCCUUCGCAUACAAGGAUUACUUGUCCUUCGGCUACGUGGACUUGGGCCAGAGAGAGACGGAGCAGAUGAGCAGUCAGUACAAUAUAAACAUGUAUGCGCCGACCAUGCUGGUCUUCAAAGAGCACAUCCAUAAACCGGCUGACGUAGUCCAGGCUCGGGGGAUGAAGAAACAAGUGAUAGAUGAUUUCAUUUCUACCAACAAAUUCCUUUUGGCAGCCAGGCUGACCAAUCAGAAGCUGUUUCAGGAGCUGUGCCCUGUGAGGAAGUCCCACCGCCAGCGCAAGUACUGCGUGGCGCUGCUGACAGGCGAAGGAGAGAAGUUCCAGAAAACCUACGAAUCUUUCCUGUCCUUCGCUUCGGCCAACACCAAGGACACGGUCAGAUUUGUGCACGUCUUCAAGGAGCGUCAGAAAGAACUGACCAACGCCUUACUGGGAGGAGAGGACAAAAACCCCGACCAGUCCUCCGUGGCAAUAUUGGAAAGGCGGAACUCGGCUGGUCGAAUAGUGUACAAAACGCUGGCGCAGGUCUGGAGCAGCAGCGAAGAAAACAAGUUUACGCUUCUCGACUUCCUGGAUCAGUUGCGAAGAGACCCGAGCCUCCUGUCUUCCGAAGCCACCCUGACGGAUCUGAACGACGAGCUCGCGCCUGUGUUUUUCCUGCGCUGGUUUUAUACCGCGGUGGAUUAUUGGUCGGACGUGUGGGAGAGCGUUCUCCACAAUAACUGGAGAGAGAUGAUGCCGCUGCUUUCCUUGAUAUUUUCUGCUCUCUUCAUCCUCUUUGGGACGGUAAUAGUUCAGGCGUUCAGCGACUCCAGUGAUGAGAGAGAUUCAGUUCCUUCCGAGAAAGAGGAGCCGACUGAUAAGGAGAAGGCCACUGAAGCCAACUAUACCAAGGAAAAUACUAGGGUCCCCAAGAAAGGCUUUGUCGAGGUGACAGAAUUAACAGACGUGAAUUACAUGAGUAACCUGGUCAGGCUGCGUCCCGGCCACAUGAAUGUGGUCCUCAUACUGUCCAGCUCCACCAAGGCCAGUCUGCUGCAAAGGUUCGCCCAGGAGGUUUACACGUUCACUGGGAGCAGCUCCCUUCACUUCUCUUUCCUGAAUCUGGACAAGCACCGAGAGUGGCUGGAGUACCUGCUGGAGUUUGCCCAGGACGCGGCGCCCAUCGCCUACCAGUACGACGAGCACUUCCUAGAAAGGGACUACACCGGCUACGUUCUGGCUUUGAACGGCCACAAGAAAUACUUCUGUCUGUUCAAAGCCCAGUCUACGUUGGAAGACGAGAAGCUUUCUGAAGAGUCUGAACUUUUAUCCCCGCCUGGGGACGGCCUGAGGAAGAUCUCCCUGGGCUCCGGCUCGGGCCACAUUAAAAAGAAAUUAAACAAGUUAUCGCUAUGGAUGGAACGCUUGUUAGAAGGAUCUUUGCAGAGGUUCUACAUACCUUCCUGGCCUUCACUUGACUAAAAUGAUCAACGGGGGGGCUUUAGGUCCCUUUAAACUGUGAACGUGAAGACGUUUUCCUGACGGGGGAGUCGCACGCUUUAAACGGUUGUCCGGGAACUUUGCCCGGAGCAAAGACUGGGGGAACCUGCUCAUUAUGCAAAGAGAGCGCUCUGGAGUCCGCCAUUACCUACGCCACAUACUGCCUGCCUUGUUUCCCAGCUACUUCAAUGACUUCUCAGCUGGCUCACUUCCUACAUGAGACUGUCCGUGUCCCCCCUCUCAUGCGCAGUCCGGUAACACCUUAUUCUCUCUGU